Molecule: messenger RNA, 1914 nt
Organism: Trichoderma breve
Lineage: Eukaryota; Fungi; Ascomycota; Sordariomycetes; Hypocreales; Hypocreaceae
Product: pro-kumamolisin, activation domain-containing protein
Exons: 5
Coding region: 1-1914 (637 amino acids)
Biological process (GO): proteolysis
Molecular function (GO): tripeptidyl-peptidase activity; serine-type endopeptidase activity
Source: RefSeq, a predicted model, not a curated record
AUGAAGAUCAGUCUCAUCGUCCUCAACGGCCUCUUGGCUGGUGCCAUGGCAGUGCCAACUGGUUCUCAAGUUGUUCACGAAAAGCGAGACACCAACAAUGCUCGAUGGAUCAAGCGUGAGGCGGUCGAUCCCAACACCAAGGUUCCAGUCCGGAUCGCCUUGAAGCAAAGCAACUUGGAUAAGGGCAUGGACUAUCUUCUUGAUGUGUCUCACCCAGAGUCUUCCAACUACGGCAACCACUACACGGCUGACCAAGUUGUUGAUCUUUUCGCUCCUAGCGAUGAGUCUAUCAACAGUGUGAAGGCUUGGCUGGUUAAGUCUGGCGUACCGGCCACUUCCAUCACUGCCUCCAAGAGCAAAGGCUGGCUGAGCUUCACAACGACUUCUGGGCAGCUCGAGUCGUUGCUCCACACUUCGUUCAGCACUUAUGAUCACGUCGAUGCUAGAAAUGUCCAUAUUGGUACAGACGAGUACAGUCUUCCCAAGGAAAUCUCUCAGCACGUUGACUUCAUCACCCCUGGUGUUGUCUUUGCCCCCGUGAAGACAUCCGCCAAGAAGGAAAAGCGUGGCCACAAGUCUAUUCGCCGCGCUUCCAAGCCCCUUCCCGCUCAUAUUGCGCAAAUUUUGGCAGCAAACCCUCGGGCGACAUCGACCUGCGGCUCUGCAAUUACCCCCCAGUGCAUCAAGUCGAUGUACAACAUUACCGCCGGAACUUCCGCUAUUUCUAGCAAUGCACUGGGCGUCUUUGAGGUUGAAGAUACCUAUGCUCAACAAGAUCUUACUCAAUUCUGGAAGUCAUUUGCUACGAACAUCCCAUCCACUACUGGACCUAAGGUUGAUGGAAUCGAUGGUGCCAAAGCCCCUACCAGCCCUAUCAACGCCGGUGGAGAAUCUGACUUGGACUUCGAAAUCGCUAUUCCCAUCAUCUACCCUCAGACAACAGUCCUCUACCAGUCUUCUGUUAAGAACGAUGAUAUUUUCAACACGUUCCUCGACGCCAUUGAUGGAAGCUACUGCACAUUUUCUGAUGAUGGCGAGACUGGCGAUGACCCUACUGUUGAUGGCACAACUCGCAAUGAGCAGUGCGGUGCUUUCAAGCCUACCAAUGUCAUCUCCUUCUCCUACGGCACUGCUGAGGCUGACUACCCUACCUAUUAUCUUCAACGUCAAUGCGAUGAGUUCAUGAAGCUCGGUCUUCAGGGCACCAGCAUUGUUUUCGCCAGUGGUGACGAUGGUGUUGCCCGCCGCUCUGGUCCUUGUCUCGGCUCAAAGCGCAACAUCUUCACUCCUGGUGAACCUGCCAGCUGCCCCUAUGUUACCUCGGUCGGUGCUACAACUCUUCCAUCCGGUAGCGUGCCUGGCGACGAGGAGACUGCUGUUACAUCUUUCUCAUCUGGCGGCGGUUUCAGCAACAUCUGGACCACCCCGAGCUACCAAGCCAGCGCUGUCGCUGCUUACUUUGCCAGCCACGACCCCGGCUAUGCCUCGUACAACACCUCAGCUGGUGUGAUCCCCACCACUGGCGGAAUCUACAACAAAGCUGGACGUGGUUACCCCGAUGUUUCUGCUGUUGGUGACAACGGUGUUGUUGUCAACGACGAGGAGCAAGUCCUUGAAGGCGGUACCUCUAUGGCCACUCCUCUGUUCGCUGGCAUCUUGACCCGAAUCAACGAAGAGCGUAUCACUGCCGGCAAGAGCCCGAUCGGUUUCGCCAACCCUGCACUUUAUGCCAACCCUGCCAUGUUCAACGACAUCACCGUCGGCAACCAAGCCAAGGGUGGCCCCAACGGCGAUAGCGGUGCCAGUGCUUGCGGUAACAAGGGCUUCUCCGCCGUUGCUGGUUGGGACCCAGUGACUGGUCUGGGAACACCCAACUACCCUGCUCUGCUGGAGUAUUUCCUCGGUCUCCCAUAA